Messenger RNA from Diorhabda carinulata, 5272 nucleotides. RefSeq names its product MAGUK p55 subfamily member 7 (gene metro). Bases 206 to 1978 code for a protein of 590 amino acids. Gene Ontology annotation, molecular function: protein binding. The transcript has 11 exons. The record is from RefSeq and is a predicted model, not a curated record. Gene Ontology annotation, cellular component: cell-cell junction; plasma membrane. Lineage: Eukaryota; Metazoa; Arthropoda; Insecta; Coleoptera; Chrysomelidae.
UCGACCUUAAUGUCAAAUGUCAUUAAUGAAGUUGAAGUUGUCAAUAUUUGUUAAUACCGUAAAUUGUUGUAAAUAGUUUUACAAUGGUUUAUUAAUAUAAGUAUAGUUUUGAAUUAAACUAUAAUAAUUAUUGAUUAAUAUUAUAAGUUUGUUUAGUUAUGCUUCAAAUAAAGUCAACAGUGUGUGUAGAGUAAUUACUGGUGUAAUGGCAAAUGGUACAAAAGAAAAAUGGGAUCCAGCACUCACUCGUUUAUUAACAUCCCUCCAACAAGCGACAAAUUUACCUUCAACAGAAGAAGAACUGGGAUUCCUGAGUAAUUUGUUACAGUCAAAGGAACUACAUGCUUUGGUGAAUGUACAUAAUACAAUAAUCAGCAAUGGUUCUAGUGAUAGAUUUUUUCCUUUGUUGUCAACAUCUUUGGAUAUUCUUACUGAGAUAUUAGAGGAAAUAGCCCAGAGACCAUACAUGUCCCCUGAUUGCAAGGAACUAUUUUAUCUGUUACAAAAACCACAUAUUCAGGGAGUUCUAUAUUCUCAUGAUUCUGUUGCUCAAAAAGACUAUUAUCCUCAUUUACCAGAAAUACCUCGAGAAGUUGAAGAUGAUGAAGAAACUAUCAAAAUUGUACAGUUGGUUAAAAGUAGUGAACCUUUGGCCGGGGCACAAAGUGCUGAACCUGUUGUUGGAGCUACUAUUAAAACUGACGAGUCUACAGGAAAAAUUGUGAUAGCAAGAGUUAUGCAUGGUGGAGCAGCCGAUAGAUCAGGAUUAAUUCAUCCGGGAGAUGAAGUUGUUGAAGUUAAUAAUAUUAGUGUCGAAGGGAAAACUCCAAAUGAUGUUUUGCAAAUUUUGCAAAACUCAGAAGGUACAAUUACUUUCAAAUUAAUACCUGCAGAUUCAAAAUCUGGAAUUAGGGAAAGUAAAGUUCGAGUUCGAGCUCAUUUUAACUACGACUCAUCAACCGAUCCAUAUAUUCCUUGUAAAGAAGCAGGUUUGGAUUUUGUUAAAGGUGAUGUUUUGCAUAUUGUCUCUCAAGACGAUGCCUACUGGUGGCAAGCUAGAAAAGAAGGCGACAGAAAUAUGAGAGCCGGUCUUAUACCCAGUAGAGCUCUUCAGGAACGUCGAAUAAUCCAUGUCCGUACUCAAGCUGUUAAAAAUGGCGAAGAUGCCGUAGGGCUUUGCUCUGUUUCAGCUUUGCCUGUACUAACCUGCAGUCAGUUUCCGAAAUCCCCUCGUUGUACAUCUAAACCUAAAACUAAAAAGAUUAUAUAUGAUAUAGCUGAAAACGACGAUUUCGAUCGAGAAGAGAUUGCUACAUACGAAGAAGUAGCUAAAUUGUAUCCCAGACCUGGGAUGUACAGACCUAUAGUACUUAUCGGAGCUCCGGGUAUAGGAAGAAAUGAAUUGAAAAGACGACUCAUUGAUACAAAUGUUAACAAAUACAGAACGCCGACGCCUUUUACCACAAGAACGAUGAGACCCGGCGAAGAAGACGGUAAGGAGUAUUUCUUCGUAUCCAGAGAAGUAAUGGAAAAAGAUAUCGAAGAAGGUAAAUUCAUCGAAUUCGGUGAAUAUAAAGGUAACCUCUACGGCACUUCGACGGAAAGCGUCAAAGCAAUUAUUAACGCUGGAAAAGUGUGUAUAUUAAAUCCUCAUUACCAAGCACUGAAAAUGUUGAGAACACCUCAAUUGAAACCGUACAUAAUUUAUAUAAAACCACCGAACUUGGAAACUCUGAAAGAAACGAGGAGUGCUUUUCGUGCUAGAUCAACAUUUGAUAUUAAUAAUUCGAGAGGUUUUACGGAUGAUGAAUUUAAUGAUAUAAUAAAAUCAGCCGCAAGAAUAGAAUUUUUAUACGAUCAUUUUUUCGAUGAAACCAUCGUUAACGCCGAUUUAGCCGUUGCGUUUAGUCAACUAGUAAGUGCAGCAAAUCGGUUAGAAUCAGAACCAUUAUGGGUACCGGCUUCGUGGGUUCAAUGAUUUGUUAUAAUUAUAUUGUUAUGUUACUGUUAACUCAUUUAAAACGAUUUUUUAUUUCUAGAUUGUAGAUUUAAUAAGAAUGUUAUGAGAUUUUUAAAGGGAUUUAUACGCUCAACAGUUGCAGUACACUUCAUUACAUACAUUUUGUUACAGUAAGGUACAAAUGAGAGUUCCCUGACACUUUUUCGCAUACCCCCCACUCUUCUCCAACCUCUCACCACAACUCACCCAUACCCUCUACCACACUCCCACUGAUUUUGAUCUAAUGGAAUUCAAAGAUUUCAAUUUUUCGUUUUACCACUUAAGCUUCGAUAAUAGAUUGCAAUGGAUACAGAUUUUCUUCUGUAUGUGGGUAUAAAUCCCCAUGUUUUUACUUUCCAUUAGUAUAUAAAUUAUGCAAAUUGUUUCAAACGGUUUCUACAUCAAAAUAUUUGAAGAUUUUAUUUUCUUCGGCUGUCUGGUGGCAACCUUAGACUCCGGUUAGCUUACAGUGAAGACAGUCUAAAGUCUAACUUUAUAUUUACUUAUCCAUGCAGAUCAGAAAAUAGGGGAAAAGAAAGACCUUCUUCUUCUAAUCGUACGUUAGGACUGCAGUUGGGAUGAUGAAGAUCAGCUUUCAUACCAUCUUGUAGGUGGUCGGGAUGUAUUCGGACAUCUGACAUUCUGUCCACGUGGUUUCUCCAUUACGUUCGCCAAUGAUAAUCGUUAGUGAGGAUAAGAAAGGGAAAGAAAAAUUAGUUUUAUAUAAAAACGAUUUAAAUUUAUUGUGCAAAGUUGGAUCCAUUUGUGUGAAGUUGACCCCUGAUGCCAGUUCCUUAAACGAUUAAAAAAAUUAAACAGGUUUGUUCCUGAUACGAUAUAGUGCAGAGAACAUUGGUUGAUUGUUGUAUUUGAGGUUUUUUACGUGUAGUAUUAACAAUAAUGGAAAAUGAUUUAGUACUUUCAGAUUUCACUUAUUGCACUGCACUGGCUGAACUGACUCUUAGACCCAGUGCAAGCCAUACAGUAAACUGGGUGAACUAGUUUUCUUGCACUGCUACUAAGAACAGCGGCACUAGCGGUGGUUCUGCUAUAAAGAAUGCUUUAGUGUACACUACUGAACUAGUUCUACUAGUGCAGAUCCCAAGAACAAACCUCACGUCUAAGUUCAUUUUUAUGGCAUCAGAAGGCCAACUUCAUACAAUAAAAGAUGGCACCUUUGAACCAAUAAAUUCAAAUAUAAUUGCUAUUUAAAAAUUCUUCUUUUCUCUCUCACUCUCUCUAACGAUUACCAUUAUGACAUUAAAAAAAAAGAAUCAGGGAGAUAUUUUGGUUGACCUGUGAUCCCCUAAGUUGUAUAAAAGGUUGCCUAUAAGUAGGAUCUAAAGUUAUCGACGAACUUUGUUUCCAAGUUGCCUAUACAACGGAAACAUUGUUAAUAAUUUUGUUCUUUAUCGAAAUUUGUUUUAUUUUCUUUAAUUUUCUACUCCUAAGAACUUUUUUAUAUAUUUUCGUGAUGAUUUAUCUGGAUUUUAGGUCUCUUUUUAAAAAAAUCAUUUUAAAGUAACAAGUAAAACUUGACGUUUCGACCUUCUACGGUCUUUAUAAAAAUAUGACUUGACAAGACGAAGUAAGUCAAUUUUUACUUGUUAUUUUCUUGAUUUUCCUAGAAAAGAGACUUAAAAUCAAGAUAAAUCAUCACGAAAAUCCAUUUAAUUUGACUAUAUAGGCAGUUUUUAGCUUCUUUUUUGAUUCUACAAAGAAAAAAUAAUUAUAACUUCCAGAUUUUGAUGUAGACGGGUUUGAAAUAAUUUUUUAAUAAAUAAUUGUUAACAUUUAAAAUAUUCUAAAUGAUUUUAUAGUACGAUUGACUAGUUAUUUUGGAAGUUGUAGAAGAAUCCAUUUUAUUUGCGGACCAAUGUAGUAAAAAAAUAUUUGGUUUGAAUAUUUUAGCGUGAUAAGCUAGAAUAUAUACGCUAUUGUUGUUGUCGAUUUUUUAACACGUCUAGAGUGUCUUAUUAAUAUUGCUUCUCAGAGUAUUCGUUAGAGACUUCUCCACUGUCGAAUUUGACAGAUAUAUUAGGACCUAUGAUAAUAAGAGUGCCAUUUUCUAUAUGACAAACUGCGUUUCUUCAUCCAAAACAUUUUUGAAAAAAUUGUGCCUCAUUGAUCAUAUUCUAGAGUUUUAAUUUGAUAAGUAAAUAAAUGAUUAAAAACAAGAUAUAUCACGAUGAAGUAGGUCGACAUGUUUUUUAGAAAGUAUUUUUAUGAAAAUUUGUAUACUGAAGUUUUCAGAAAAAUUAAUUUAAUAUAAAUCUAUUUUUCACUUACCUUUUUAAAUGUUGAAAUGAUGAUUUUAUUUAAAAGGGAAAGAAGAUUUUUUAUAAAAAGAGACCCAAAGUCAAGUUUAAUCACGAAAAAAAAAAUAGUUCUCCGAGUUGUUAUUAUACUGUUACUUUAAUUGUUUUAAAAAUUUUAAUAAACGCAAAAAAUCUUGACUGAAAACACAUAAAUAUUUGGAAAUAUUUUAAAAAACUGAUUAGGAACGAGUUUUAGUUUUCUCAAAAUUUUACAAAAACUUGAUUUAGACAUACAAAAAUUGUAAGCACGAAGCCAAAAAAUAGAAUCGUCAUUUGAAUUUUCAAAAUUAUUUUUACAGUUUGUGACUUGACUCUUUGUAUACAAGAAAUUUUUGUUAAGGGAAAGUUUGAAAUAACUGAAAAGUGGAACCUUCUAGACAUAUGAUACUUCAAAUAAAGUUAUGAUUUUGGAAAAAUGUUUUACAGGGUUUUCAAAGAAACAGAUUCAUUUCCACUGGAAAUGAAUUGGAAAUAUUUUAACUGUAACGAGGUUUUGGAAAACUCCCUUAUACAAAUUUUUGAAAAAAUAUUACCUAUAGAUACAGCUAAUUGUGAUUUACCCUAUACAAAAUUAUUAAUAAAUAGUUGUAGAAUUUUUGUCAAAAUUUUUGAUUCAAUUUUCAUAAACUCGAAAAAAAUUACAUUAUAAAUAUUUAAAUUAACUUUAAAAGCUUUUGUUAGGAUUUUUAGUUCCUAUUGUUGUGAUUUAAAGUUACCUUUAUUAUUAUCAUCCCAUUUAUUUUGAUUUUUUUAUUUAAAGACAAUAUUUUUUACCAUACAGGAUGUACAAAAAUCGAAGUUUCAAAUAAUGACAUGCAAUUAAAUCUCUGAAUCCUACAACUAAAAUUUUUGUUAAGCUAAUACAUUUUUAUACAUCCUGUAUAGAUAAAAAAUUAGAUUUUAGAGAAUAUGUUAUUUUUUUUCUAUGUAAACGAUAAUAAACAAUCGAAGUAUU